Messenger RNA from Protobothrops mucrosquamatus (brown spotted pit viper), 749 nucleotides. RefSeq names its product POU domain, class 2, transcription factor 3-like. The annotation marks the transcript as partial. The transcript has 6 exons. Gene Ontology annotation, biological process: regulation of transcription by RNA polymerase II. NCBI's taxonomy places the organism in Eukaryota, Metazoa, Chordata, Lepidosauria, Squamata, Viperidae. Gene Ontology annotation, molecular function: DNA-binding transcription factor activity, RNA polymerase II-specific; RNA polymerase II cis-regulatory region sequence-specific DNA binding. The record is from RefSeq and is a predicted model, not a curated record.
CUCUCCAGUCAAACCUUCUCUCCUUUCCUCAGCAGCAAAGUGGGCUUCUGCUCCCACAGCAUGGACACAGCUUAGCAUCUCAGGCCAUGGGACGUCCUGGACACCCUGGGUCAUCGUUGGAGCCUCACCUGGAGGCCCCUCAACACUUACAAGUGGCCAAACACUUGUCAUCCUCCAUGGCAACAGAUGAAGCCAAUGAUUUGGAAGAGCUGGAAAAAUUUGCCAAGACUUUUAAGCAGAGGCGCAUCAAACUGGGGUUUACGCAGGGCGAUGUGGGUCUGGCUAUGGGGAAACUCUAUGGAAAUGACUUCAGCCAGACCACAAUUUCUCGCUUUGAAGCUCUCAACCUGAGCUUCAAGAACAUGUGCAAGCUAAAACCACUUCUGGAGAAAUGGCUGAGUGAUGCAGAAUCCUCCCCCUUGGACUCGUCCGUCAGCAGCCCCACUUCCUACCCCUCUGUGAGUGAGAUGUUUGGACGCAAGAGAAAGAAACGAACCAGCAUUGAGACCAACAUUCGCUCCACGCUGGAGAAACGGUUCCAGGACAACCCCAAGCCCAGCUCGGAGGAAAUCUCCCUGAUUGCGGAACAGCUGGCCAUGGAAAAAGAAGUGGUCCGAGUCUGGUUCUGCAACCGAAGACAAAAGGAAAAACGGAUCAGCUGUCCAAUGCCUUCCCCCAUGAAGUCACCCCUCUACAACUCCAGACUGGUUGCCAGCAAGAAGGGCUCCAUGUUGGCUCUGAGUCACUAG